Molecule: messenger RNA, 838 nt
Organism: Drosophila guanche
Lineage: Eukaryota; Metazoa; Arthropoda; Insecta; Diptera; Drosophilidae
Exons: 2
Coding region: 212-838 (208 amino acids)
Source: RefSeq, a predicted model, not a curated record
GAUAAACUUCGCGUUGUUCCGGUUUUUGUAAGCGCGAAAGUCGGCCGAAAGUGGAGCUGGCACUGCAGACUGGAGACUGGAGACUGGAGCCUGGCAUCGAUUUUUUGGCAUCCAAAAUUGAAGCUUAAACAUGAGUGCAGCUCGGGGAGACUGCCCAUUUGAACGCUGACAACGAAGCUCAACGGACACGCAGGGACUCUCCUUUUGCAGGAUGGGAUUCAGAUUCAUACUCUUGGCUGCCACCGGACUCGGGGCCAUGUACAUGAUGCAUCUGCUGGCACAGGACUGGAACAGGAUACGCCCCAUCCAAGGCAUCACCAUGCUGGCGGGUCAGGUUAGCUCUGGCCUCAAUCUCAACAGACUGCCAGCACUGGCAGGACAAGCAAGUGCUGCGUUGACUCGGAUACGUGGCAGAAGAGAGGCGCCCUCGUACCAUAGACAGCGGCAUGAACCGGGCUGGGGUCGUGGCACUCCCGAUUCUGGCCGGGGUCCAUAUCGCGCACCUCCGCCUGCCAUCGACUGGAAACGCAUUCUCUCGCGCGAUCCCUUCGAGUGCCUUCAGUCGCUGAUCUGCCAGCUGAUGUCCGGUGCCGAAGCAGCUGCUCCCGAGGCCGAGAUUCUCAUGGACUACCUCGAGUCAUCGCUGGAACUGGCGCCGGCCAAGAUUGGACGCGCCUUCAGUCGUGGACUGGCGCUGCGUGGCCACACGGAUCGCUGCUACGAUGAAUAUCCUUUCUGUUUGUACUCCGCGAAGACAAUGUUGCGCAUUCUGCGCUGGUUCGGCGAAACGGGGGAAGUUCCACAGGAUAUGGAAGAGGGACAGAAGGCAGAGGAUUAA